Messenger RNA from Ctenocephalides felis (cat flea), 378 nucleotides. RefSeq names its product protein krueppel-like. The record is from RefSeq and is a predicted model, not a curated record. Gene Ontology annotation, cellular component: nucleus. The transcript has a single exon. Gene Ontology annotation, biological process: regulation of transcription by RNA polymerase II. Lineage: Eukaryota; Metazoa; Arthropoda; Insecta; Siphonaptera; Pulicidae. The coding region runs from base 1 to 378 and encodes 125 amino acids. Gene Ontology annotation, molecular function: RNA polymerase II cis-regulatory region sequence-specific DNA binding; DNA-binding transcription factor activity, RNA polymerase II-specific.
AUGCUGACACACAAUGGAGUACGCUCCCACGAAUGCAACACAUGUAAUAAGACAUUCACACUAUUGGGUAACCUGAAAAAACACAUGCUGGUGCAUAAUGGACUUCGUCCCCAUGAAUGCAGUAUAUGCAAUAAGUCAUUCACGAAAUCAAGUGAUCUGAAACGUCACAUGCUGAAGCACAAUGGAAAACGGCCCCAUGAAUGCAGUAUAUGCAAUAAGACAUUCACUCUAUUAUGCAAUCUGAAAAGACACACGAUGAUUCAUUAUGAAUAUCGUCCUUAUAAAUGUGAAGUAUGCAAUAAGGGAUUUACUGAAUCGAAGGAUUUGAGGAUACACCUGAAAAUUCAUAGUAGGAAGAAAAUCAUUGAUGUAUUAUGA